ACACCCAUUUUUCGUUAGGAGCUGCGAUUAGUGUUCAGGGAAACUACUGGUGUCGUCGUGUGUCUAUCAGUGUUAGCUCACAGUCUCCAUAUGGACCGCCCAGUUCGUAGAUCAAGACAGAGAGUACCUCCAAGUGGACUGGUAGGACUGCUGCCACAGGAAGAGGCAGCCAUCAACAGAGCUCUCCACGAAUCUCUGCUCCAGAAAAAGAAGAAGUACACUAGACGCAGACCCUCUGUCUCGGCAGCAACAAUACCACCCGUCUCUUCUGAUACUGCCAGUGCUCCAAACAAAAGAAAAAUCAGCCAAGUUCUGACUGAGAGUUACAGCGACCCCACAGACGGUCCCUCCUCCUCCUCCUCAACCACACUCCCGCAGAAACGCCGCCGACUUCACUCCCCACUAUCUCCCUCUCACUCUCUGGAGUCUCUCUCGUCUGAGAGCAAACCCUCCAGCCCCAGCCGAGGCAACGGUGGGACCGGCGGUGUGUUUGGUCGUCACACGUCUUCUUCCUCGCUGAGUAGUCCUCGCUCUGUCGAGAGCUCUCUGAAACUCGUCCUCAGCCCAACCUCGUGGAGCCGGUCCAGCUCCUCCAGCUGGAGUCCCACUCCGGAACCAAAUGUGGGAACUGGACCCAACAAAGGCUCUGCCGUGGGAAAAGUGUCACCUACAAAGAAGACACCGGGCAAUAAGAAGUCCUCUUUACCGAAAGCGAAACCCACCUUGGCAGUUUCAACUACGGAGGGACAACCGAAAAGGAAACGUGGGAGACCUCGAAAGUACCCUCCUAAAGAAACAACAAAGACGCCGCCGAAAUUAGGCAAGAGUGGCAAAGCUAGAGGUGGUGGUAGUAGCACAGGACUCACUAAAGGUGGAGGAGGCAAAACACCAAAGACUUACACAAAGCUCUCACUGCAGUACCACGGUGGAAAGAUGGUCAAGAGAAAGCAGCAGAGCGUGGGCAAACAGGGGAGGGGAGGAGGGCAGAGUGGUGGGAGAGGAUUACUGAGACCUAUGAGCCCAGAGGCAGCCCUGGUGCUACAUGAUCACUGCUAUAACAUGGAGCAAAUGAGUCAGGGGGAGGCAGCGAUAGCGGAAGAUGAUGCAGCUACCAAUUCGCAGACUGAAAUCAGAUCAAGCCCAUAUGCUGCACAAAGAAAGUUUGCCCAGAACCAGGCACCAAGUUCUACUCCCACAAAACUGACAAGAGAUGAAGUGGAGGGCAUGUCUCGAUUUAAAGAGAUUCCUAAGACUGAAGAUUUCAUCACUUUUCUCUGCUUGAGAGGGUCUGAUUCAAUGCCAAAGGAGUUGGAAAAGUUCUCCUUUCCGUGGACUCAACUACAGCGAAGAAAAUCAAAGGCAAGAUAUAUGCAAAUCAUCCGAAAAUUUCCUGCAUUCCACGGCAUUAAAGUUGGUAUUUUGCAGGGAAACAACGGGAAACUAAAGUCAAGAAAUGUUGCAAAGAAACUGGGAGAGUCCCUUGCCACCAGUAGUCCAGUGACUGCCAUACAUUGAGCUCCAAGACCCUACAAUUCAUAACAACCACCACUUGACAAUAUUAUUACCUUGAUCUUAUCCACUUUCCUUUUGUGCAUAAUUAUAAUGUCCAGCAAAUGUUUUAUAUCUUUUCACGUUUGCAAGAGGCCAACACACGAUUUUGUA
Geodia barretti is the source of this 1662-nucleotide messenger RNA. Lineage: Eukaryota; Metazoa; Porifera; Demospongiae; Tetractinellida; Geodiidae. The record is from the annotation of a GenBank genome assembly.